Molecule: messenger RNA, 1947 nt
Organism: Solea senegalensis (Senegalese sole)
Lineage: Eukaryota; Metazoa; Chordata; Actinopteri; Pleuronectiformes; Soleidae
Gene: stk25b
Product: serine/threonine kinase 25b
Exons: 11
Coding region: 390-1661 (423 amino acids)
Biological process (GO): protein phosphorylation
Molecular function (GO): ATP binding; protein kinase activity
Source: RefSeq, a predicted model, not a curated record
GCGUCACAGCUCUGGCCCAUUAUUUUGUCCUCCUCAAGCUUCAAAUGAACAACGGGCGAAGCAUUUUCUUGAAAUGAAUUAAAUAUUAAUACGCGGAAGGAGCCGUUUUUUCUUCGUGCUCAUCACCUCGGACACACAUGGAGUCUCUCGGUCAGUAGCUCGCCGUGUCGCCGGGCUGCUCGCUCCUCCGUGGGACUUGAGGCCGAAAACAUUGCGCGGAGUGACAGCCCCGUUAAAGCCGACAGACUGGGUGUUUAUCUGGGUGACUAGCCACCUAGCUAGCCCCGUAGACAGCAACGAGAGGAGGGAAGAAACCCCAAAAGGAGCGUUUGAUAACUUCAGGAAAGGGAGCCUGUGGCUGUCCCUGUCCCGUCCAACCCGCUGAAGGGAUGGCACACCUUCGAGACAUGCAAAACCAGAAUACCAGGUUGGACCCUGAGGAGUACUUCACCAAGCAGGAGAGGAUUGGGAAGGGCUCCUUUGGGGAGGUCUACAAAGGCAUCAACAACCGAACAAAGGAAGUUGUGGCAAUUAAAAUUAUAGAUCUGGAGGAGGCAGAAGAUGAGAUAGAAGACAUUCAGCAGGAGAUCACUGUACUGAGCCAAUGUGACAGUCCUUUUGUUACCAAGUAUUAUGGAUCUUACCUGAAGGGGACCAAGUUGUGGAUUAUCAUGGAGUAUUUAGGUGGUGGAUCUGCACUAGAUCUGCUUCGUCCAGGGCCUCUUGAAGAAACGUACAUUGCUACUAUACUGAGGGAAAUAUUAAAGGGGCUGGAGUAUCUGCACUCAGAAAGGAAGAUUCACCGAGAUAUUAAAGCUGCCAAUGUGCUUUUGUCAGAGCAGGGUGACGUGAAGCUGGCUGAUUUUGGAGUGGCAGGACAGUUGACAGACACCCAGAUUAAAAGGAACACAUUUGUGGGCACACCUUUCUGGAUGGCUCCAGAGGUUAUCAAACAGUCAGCUUACGACUUCAAGGCUGAUAUCUGGUCUUUGGGCAUCACUGCCAUUGAGUUGGCUAAAGGAGAACCUCCCAACUCGGACCUACACCCCAUGAGGGUUCUCUUCCUUAUCCCCAAAAAUACUCCCCCUACCCUGGAGGGACCUUACAGCAAACCUUUCAAAGAGUUUGUGGAGGCUUGUCUAAAUAAAGACCCUCGCUUUAGGCCGACAGCCAAAGAGCUUCUGAAGCACAAGUUCAUCACACGUUACACCAAGAAGACAGCCUAUCUGACAGAGCUAAUUGACCGCUACCGACGCUGGAAGUCAGAGGGACAUGGGGAGGAAUCCAGCUCUGAUGACUCGGAUAUGGACGCUGAUGGUGAUGUUGACACAUGUCCUAUGUGGACCUUCCCCACAGUCAGACCCAGCUCUAUGAAUAAGUUACAGAAAGGUUACACACACACAGAUUCAGAGAUGGGAGACUCUGUGAAAAGACAACCCAAGUCACAAUGCUUGUCCGCUUUGGUAACGCCCAUUUUCAGAGAGUUGAAGGAGAAGCGGCGGGCAAGUGGUGGGGGCGUAGGAGCUAUCGAAGAGUUGGAGAACGCCUUCAACCUUGCUGAGGAGUCGUGUCCUGGCAUUUCUGACCGCCUUGUCACACACAUGAUGGAGAGAGUUUGCAGGUUUUCAUUAAAUGGUAAUACCACCCCGUCUUCACGGUGAAACCCCAGCUGGAUGUAAGUUAACCCUGCCUCCCAGAUCCCCACCCAUCAUCUCGGAUAAAGACCACAGGAGAACCCACAUUCCCCUCCACUCUCCACCUUGGCACCCUUCCUAGUCAUGUCCCAGAAGAGAUCUUUUAAUUAGUUAUAAUUAAAUAUUUUUACAGUUUUUCUUUUAAGAGCGGAGAAUAUUUAAGACAAAAAAAGCCAUGACAUUUAGAGCGUUGUGUAUACGUGGUAGAUUGAGAAGAAGAAAAAACCUAUAAUAAAGUUUAUGGAAAAUGUCC